Neolamprologus brichardi is the source of this 1143-nucleotide messenger RNA. The record is from RefSeq and is a predicted model, not a curated record. Lineage: Eukaryota; Metazoa; Chordata; Actinopteri; Cichliformes; Cichlidae.
AUGGAGAACAUAGUGCGCUUCUUAAUCAUCCUCUCCACUGUUUCCAGUGACAAUGACCUGGACUGGAACUUUUGUGGCACAUGGCGCCAUGGCAACAACCCCCUGAGCCUGAACCUCAACAUCUCUACUGGCUGUAAAGGAAUCUCCAUUUCAGCCAAUGAGAGCUUUCUGUCCAUCAACGGGCAGAUCACAGCCCAGUGUAGGAGAUCUGAAGUGAUUACCUUCAAGCACCUUGGACUUGAGUCAGGAGGGGACAUCAAUUUCUGUCUGGACUGGGAGCCACUGCUGGACCAGUUAAUGCUGACAGUAGGAGAGAAGAAGCUUAUUCUGUGCUCACCUGCAAGCCUGCAGGAUUCCUGCUGCACUGACCUGAGUGAUGGCCCAAACACACAAGAAGCAGACUACGGCAUCCUCAAUACCAAGAUUAAUCAUGGUUUCAUCACUGACAAAACACGGAUGGCGUACAACUUUCAAGCGCAUUCCACCAACUACACAGAAUUAUGUGAACAGGCGAAACGGGAAUCCGGCCCCAACAAGUGUGCUGAGCCUCCAUUCACUUACAAAUCUGAUGUGGAGAUGAAGAAAGAUUUCAAAGGCCGGAGCGUCACAUCACCUGCCAUUGCUGGUAGAUCUGUCAAGUCCAAUAUCACUGUCCACCUCCCUGCUGCCUUAAAACAAGCUGUGAAAAAUGUUAGCAAAGUAACCUGCACUUUCUUCAAGAACAUCUCCCUGUUACAGGAGGCUCACAAAACUGCCAAGCCUAUCAAUGAUGUGGUGGAAAUCACGGUGGAGAACGAGAUCAUCAGUAAUCUGCCUGAAUCCAUUAGGAUUGAUUUUUACCAUGAAGUCGUACCUGAAAGCUAUUUAAGGACAUGUGUUUCUUGGGACACUAGAAAAGAUUCUCUGCAGGUGAACUGGUCAAAUGAUGGAUGUGAGACACAACAGAAAGGGGAAAAACACACUGUGUGUCUGUGUAACCUUACAACUUACUUCACUGUCCUGGUGGACCUGAAGUCUCGAUCAGUGCGCCAGCCCCUGGAACUCACUGCCAUUCGAUAUGUAGGCUGUGCUGUAUCUAUGAUCAGUGGUUUUGCCCUCAUAAUUUAUCUUGGCAGAAAAAAGUACUCCCAUGAAAAUAUCUAG